AUGUUUCGCCCGUGGCCUACUCAGCCCCAACCAGACUUCAACUGGUUUCGAUUCAAUAACGCAACUGGCACCAGACCUGGCGUCAACUUCAACAACUUCGGGCCCAAUCCGCGCGGCCCUGCCACUCCAGCCUUUGCGAAUCCAGGACCCCGCCUCUUUGACUUUUCGCAACUCUUCAACAUCACUAACAACAACUUCGGCCCCACGCCCCUGCGCCCCAACCAGCCAGGCCGGAUCCGCAAUCGAGUCACACGCGACCUACUCCACGAAUACCUCCCCCGAACCCGAAACUUUAUGCAGCAGGGCCUCUUCCCCGUCCCUGAGUUCCUCCGAGGCUACGACGAUGGCUUCAUGGGAACCCUGAUGGAUCCCCAAAAUUUCGACCAGGCCUUCGCCCGCGGCGCGACGUUCAUCUUCAGACACCUUGAGGCACUGAGCCAGGCAUACGCGCCGCCGUACGGGGCCAUGGGCGCGGGUAUGGGCGUGGGCACUGGCAGUCGUGGCGGCGCGGCCUUUGACUUGUUCGCUCGGCCGCGCUACCUCCUCGCAAACGCCCGCGAUCGAUUCGUGACGGUACGAGAGAUAUUCUGGCACAUAUUCAUUCUCUGUUGCGUGCUAGACCAGGACCGCGCCUUUGGCUGCUCCGAUUUGCUGGCGAGACCGAUUGCAGAGUUCCUUCUCGACUUUUUGCCGAGCGUGGAGGCAUUUCUGCCUCCGACGGCGAUGCAGAUUUUGUUUGUGGGAUAUGCUCGCAUAUUUCGCGAAUCGAUAUUUGAGAUGGAGUUGCUAAGGCAGUUGUGGGAGUCGAUGGAUGUCAUGGGCCAAGCACACAUUAGGGGAAUGAUGGGACCGCAGUUGGCAGCGAAUGGGAUGGGAAAUAAUGUGCACCGAGUUUGGACUGCUCUCAGACAUCUUGGUCUGGUCUGA
Molecule: messenger RNA, 927 nt
Organism: Colletotrichum scovillei
Lineage: Eukaryota; Fungi; Ascomycota; Sordariomycetes; Glomerellales; Glomerellaceae
Exons: 2
Coding region: 1-927 (308 amino acids)
Source: RefSeq, a predicted model, not a curated record